GUCAAUGUCAAUUGUCAUUCUUGCCUGGUCUCUUGCAUUUUGCAACUCAAUUUUUUUUUUCUUGAAAACAAAAACAAAGAAAUUAUUUAGCUUUAUUAUAUUUAUUAUCAAAAAAAGUACAGCGAAAGAUGGAUCUACUGCAAAAGCAUCUGAAAAGUAUCAAAAUUCCCUAUCAGCAGGAUAAAGUUCACAAAGACGAAUGCGUAUACUCCUUCGAUAAUCCAGAAACCGAGACUGGCUUAUAUGUAAGCUUAACUAGCUUCAUUGGACUAGGCAAGGAUCACAUAGAAAGGCAUUUUCAAAAGACUGGAGAGGCUGUGUAUUUGCAUUUGAGGAGAGAAAGGCAUGAGAUAUCUACUCCACCUCAGGGCGAUGGACCUGAAAAGAAAAUUACUCGUCUAGCAAUCGGAGUGGAAGGAGGGUUCGAUCCGGACUCGAGCAAGAAGAAAUUUGAGUUUGAAGAUUUCUAUAAAAUCACUAUUUUACCAUCGUAUACCAGCAUCGACUGGCCUAAUGAGGAUUUACCAGAAUUGGUCAAACUAUCAGUAAAAUCUUUAUUGGAUCUUCCGUCUGCCAGUAAAUUAGCAGAACUUGAAGCUCUAAGUGGUACAUGGGAUGGGGAAUCUACUCAAGUUUCAAAACAUGCCCAGAGUUUGGUACAGUUGGAUAAUGGAAAGAAAAUUGCUCCGACAGGAUGGAAAUGCGAAAAAUGCGAUAAAACUGAAAACCUUUGGCUAAAUUUGAGUGAUGGUUCUAUCCUAUGUGGACGAAAAUUUUUCGAUGGUUCGGGGGGCAACAACCACGCAGUGGAGCAUUAUAGUCGGACAAAUUAUCCUCUUGCAGUCAAAUUAGGAACAAUUACCAAAGAUGGAAAAGCCGAUGUUUUCAGUUAUAGUGAAGACGACAUGGUCGAGGAUCCUUUAUUGGCUCAACAUCUAAUGCACUGGGGUAUAAAUAUUGCCGAAAUGGAAAAAACCGAAAAGUCUAUGGUAGAAUUGGAACUAGAACUAAAUAAAAAAUCAAACGAAUGGGCAAUGUUGUGUGAAAGCGGCGGCCAGUUGAAACCUAUUUACGGUCCAGGGUAUACUGGUAUGCAAAAUAUGGGCAACUCUUGUUACCUUAAUAGCGUUAUGCAGGCUCUGUUCAGGAUACCAGAUUUUAUUCAUAAAUACUAUGAUGGAAGCGAAGGAAUAUUUCAACGUGCACCAACUGAUCCUGCUGAAGAUUUCAAUACUCAAAUGGCGAAAAUAGGAGUGGGAUUACUGUCAGGAAAAUACUCAAUUCCUCCUCCUGCAGGUUCACCGGUUGAUGCUGAUCCAUCUGGUAUCACUCCUCUGAUGUUCAAAACUGUUGUAGGAAAAGGUCAUCCGGAAUUUUCAACAAAAAAACAACAGGAUGUUCAAGAAUUUUUACUCCAUAUCUUUACUUUACUUGAAAGGCACAAUGUAAAUACGACAAAUCCCGGAGAUUGUUUUAAAUUUGAAGUAGAAGAAAGAUUUCAAUGUAGCCAAAGUGAAAAAGUGAAAUAUUUGACUCGCAGUGAACUUUGUUUAAGUCUAAAUAUUCCAAUGGAUGCAGCAAUCAACAAAGAAGAAGUUGCAGCUUAUAAGGCUCAGCAACAAGAAGCAGAAGCUCAAGGCAAAAAAUUGGACCCUGCGUCUAUUGUUAGACCCAAAAUCAAGUUUUUCUCGUGUUUAGAGUCUUUGACUCAAUCAGAAGUUAUCAAUAACUUUUUUAGUUCGGCAAUGAAUGGGAGUGUGAUGGCCAGGAAGACAACUCGGCUAAGUACAUUCCCAGAUUACUUAGCAAUACAACUGAAGAAGUUCACAUUGAGAGAAGAUUGGGUUCCCAUUAAAUUGGAUGUGUCCAUAGAAAUGCCCGAUACUCUCGAUAUAUCGCUAUUGAGAGGCAGAGGGCCGCAACCCGAGGAAGAACUCUUGCCCGAGUUAGCACAACAAGUUCCCGAGCCCAAAUUUGAUCAGGCUAUCCUGGAGCAACUUCAAGAUAUGGGUUUCCCUCUUGAAGCCUGUAAACGGGCUAUACACCAAACCCACAACUCCGGCUUGGAAGAAGCCACCGCCUGGAUGAUGGAACACAUCGCGGAUUCCGAUUUUGCUGAUCCAUUCAUUCCACCUGGAACAGAAUCCGCUUCCGCUUUCGUUCCGAAUGCAGUAGCUCUAGAAACUAUCAUCGCGAUGGGAUUUACUGCCGAACAGGCAACUAAAGCCCUCAAGAAUACUGAUAACAACGUAGAAAGAGCGAUGGAUUGGAUAUUUUCACAUGUCGACGACAUGGAUACUGAGGAAAGCAACGCAGGAUCUACCACUGUAAAUUCGCAACAAAAUUUAAAGUUUAGGGAUGGAGAAGGAAAAUACAAAUUGAUAGCUUUCAUUUCACACAUGGGCACGUCGACGAUGGCAGGCCAUUAUGUCGCCCAUAUUUUAAAGGAGGGCCAAUGGGUCAUUUUCAACGAUAGUAAAGUGGCUCUGUCCGAACAUCCGCCGAAGGACUUGGGCUAUGUUUAUAUCUACGAAAGAUUAGAGAAUUGAUUCAUAUUAAAUUGUCUACAAAAGAUUGAUUGUAAUUGAUAUAUAGAAAAUAAAAACAGAUUUGAUACGAGACAA
Messenger RNA from Ceutorhynchus assimilis (cabbage seed weevil), 2624 nucleotides. The record is from the annotation of a GenBank genome assembly. Lineage: Eukaryota; Metazoa; Arthropoda; Insecta; Coleoptera; Curculionidae.